This is a messenger RNA of Rotaria sordida, 723 nucleotides long. NCBI's taxonomy places the organism in Eukaryota, Metazoa, Rotifera, Eurotatoria, Philodinida, Philodinidae. The record is from the annotation of a GenBank genome assembly.
AUGGAUGAUCUACCAUCGAAAUUUCAUAUGGAAAAUAAUCAUAUUUUUCCCAAGUUUACUUUUGCAGAACUUGCGAAAGAGAAUAUUACUAGUUAUCAAUUAUAUCUUUGGUCAGCACCAAUUGACGUGGCAGAGCGUUAUCAACUCUAUCUAAAUCAAAUGUCAAUAUCAAAUAAUCGAUCUUUGGAAAGAGAAAUUUACUAUAAUUGUACAUUGCCAAGAUUUGGUUCGUUAUGUCAAUAUGAAAUUAACUAUGUUCAUGAAAACUAUUCAUCUCUAUAUGAUAUGAUCAAUAAUUACUAUGAAGAGCGAUACUUCAAUCCUGAUGUAAACUGUUAUACUCAUUUACAAUGUAAUCGUGGUCCAUCACCAGCUUGUUUGGAUUGGACAGAGAUUUGUGAUGGUCAAGUUGAUUGCAUCGAUGAUAAAGUGGAUGAAAAAGAUUGUUGGAAAAUUGAAAUUCAUGUAUGUCAAGAUGAUGAAUUCCAAUGUUCGAAUGGACAAUGUAUACCUAUGGCUUUUUAUCGCGAUGAUGAGACUAGUGAAGAUUGUGCUGACAUGACAGAUGAACGUUCGCCACAAGUAACAGAAUCGUUGCGCUUCAUUUAUAAACAACCGUCAUUUAUAAAUGAAGAGAUCAAAUUUCGUCCACUACCCAUCGGAAAUCUUAAUUUCGAUCUAACAUGUAUCAUUGUAUCAACUCUUCAAAAUGUGUCUCAAUGA